This is a messenger RNA of Suillus plorans, 669 nucleotides long. RefSeq lists its product as uncharacterized. The coding region runs from base 1 to 669 and encodes 222 amino acids. The record is from RefSeq and is a predicted model, not a curated record. Lineage: Eukaryota; Fungi; Basidiomycota; Agaricomycetes; Boletales; Suillaceae. The transcript has 2 exons.
AUGGCCCUCGAUAACAGUGCAUCCCCCGUCUCCGACACACCUCCCUCGUAUGAUGCGAUUAAUACAUCGGUAUCAACAGAUUCCACUAGGUGUAAACGAUCAGUAUUUUCAUUCCUACAAUCCAAGCAAAAACGCCGCCAAGCUCUAGUUCUAUCUCGCAUCCAUGAAAUUGUUUCCUCUCCUGAUCUCAACGUUUCCUCUGUUUUGUCGAUUAUCAAAUCCUGUGCCGCUGCUCUCCCAACAGCAGAGUUCUCCAACCUACUUCAAAAACGCAAUAUCAAGAGCCACACGGCGCUGUAUUGGGCGAUUGUAAACCACCGGCGAGAAGCCCUUUUGGAGUUGGUUAAAUUCAUUCCCAAAUUCUCACGUGCUUGCUCUGCCGACUUGCGUCUUGCGUGCGUGACAGCGAGCGACCACGAUUCGUUUAUGCUACUGAAUUUGGGGGACAAUUUCGAUUCCAAGGAUAAGUCUUCGAGACGCAUGCUGGGUUGUCCACGAGAUGAUAUCCAAGUCUAUGAAUGGGACACUGCGGACCGCAGCAAAAACCAUUUCUAUGUUCAUAUCGUCUGCAGGAUGUUCCAGAAACGUUUGCGUAUUGCACGAAAAGUUGAAGUCGAAUUCGUUGCCCAGGGUAUGUGGACCGUGACUUUGGCUUGUUGUCCAUGCUGA